Messenger RNA from Calypte anna (Anna's hummingbird), 1139 nucleotides. Its product is annotated as leucine-rich repeat-containing protein 43-like. Bases 1 to 996 code for a protein of 331 amino acids. The record is from RefSeq and is a predicted model, not a curated record. NCBI's taxonomy places the organism in Eukaryota, Metazoa, Chordata, Aves, Apodiformes, Trochilidae. The transcript has 4 exons.
AUGUGGGAGUGCAUUAAUGGACCCUUCCUGGCAGACCCCUUCCUCAGCACUCAUGCCCUUUCUGCCCAUGAUGAGGGUGGGCUGGGGAGUGGGCUUUCAGAGGCAGCUCUACCCCCUGGUCCUGAUGCAAACCCAACCAGACAGGCCCUGCCAAGAGAUCCCUUUCUAUUCCAGGAUACAAAAAUCCAUCAGAGUCCUGUGGUGGCCACCCUGGAUAUGGACAACUCUGCUCAAGACACAGAAGAAGCAAGGAGCCCACAGGAGCCUGCAGCCACCGUAGAGUCCGAGGCCCAGUCUGCAAAGGUGUUUGCCACUCCUGGAAUGCCAUGGGAAGAAACCAUUGACUGCAGCUACAGGAAGGAGCACGUUGUGAAGGACUUGGUGGGGCUGAAGUCCUACCUGGCAGCAGGAACAGUUGUUUCAGUUGUGGAGGAGAAGGUGAGUGUGUGGCAGAGCUGGAUGGAAAAAGCUGCUGGGAGACCCAGCAAUGUAUUGUGUUCCCUCUGGGAGGCAUCCUGGGAUGACAUUGAUCCUGGGCCAGGGCUCUUGGGUGUCCCAGAGCCUGCAGCACCAGCUUCUCUCUCGGGGCAGGUGGUUUCCUGGCCUGUUGAUUCUGAUCCAGAAGAAAACGAAGUCGUGAAGGAGAAACCAAAAAAGGGGCCACGGAAAGGCAGUACCAAGGGUCCUGUGGCCAAAGAGAAGGAGAAAAAACAGAAAAAGAAGAAAAACCAAAAGCCACGUGAAUUCCGCAGUGACCCUCCCAUUCAGAAGACCCUGGGCACAAUGAGGGUGCCCUUGGAGACCCUGGUGGCCACUGAGGACCUGGUGGCAACUGUGUGUGACUUUGGGGUCCUGAUCACUGAGCCGCCACCAAGUCUGGAGGAGAAGGACAAGAAAAAAGGCAAAGACAAGAGCAAAAAACCAAAAGCAGAGAGAGCAAAUCAGGCCAGCAGGAAAAGCUCGGUGUCUGCCAAAGGUGAUGGAGACUGGAACUAGCUGGGUUGAGAGCUGUGUGUGUGAGAGCAGUGUCGGGGCCGGGCCGGGAGGCAGCCGCAGGUCCCCACCGCGCUGCCAGCGCUGCCGAGCCCGGUGCUUACUCACAUCCUGAGCCCGGGGCUGUGAAUGCGGCCAUUGAGUGC